AUGUGCCUGUGGUGUGACGAUAGAAGCAAGCAGUUCAGCUCGGUAGAGGCUGUGAGGGCGCAUAUGGAGGCGAAGAGUCAUGCCAAGCUGCGGUAUGGAGAUGGGUCUGGCGUGGCGGAGGAAGAGCUUGAAGAUUUUUACGACUUCAGCACGAGUUACGAGGAGAGCACAAGCCGUGAGCUCAUUGUGGCCGACAACUCUCGUCCUCAUGUGGCCCUCACCAGCGGGGGAAUGGAGCUCAUCAUUUUCAACGCAGCAGCAGGCAAGGGGAGCAGAGGCGCGGAUAAGGGUGCAUGUGGUACGAAGCGCGUGAUUGGCUCGCGGGAUCUUGCGAGAUAUUAUCGCCAAAAACCGAAACCGACGGGAGACAGCAACACUCGCCUCGUGGCAUCAGUGCUCGCAAAGUAUCGAGCCAUGGGGCUGGCAACGCGGCAGCUGGGGUGGCGAACAGCAGAGCAGCAGCAGCAGCUGAAGCAGAGGGAUGCAACGGCGAAGGGGCGGGAGAGGUUCGAGCGCUUGCGCACGAGUGUGGGCAUGAGCAACAACGUUAACUGGAACCUUCCCAAGAACGUCCCAUAUUAG
Messenger RNA from Closterium sp. Yama58-4, 582 nucleotides. NCBI's taxonomy places the organism in Eukaryota, Viridiplantae, Streptophyta, Zygnematophyceae, Desmidiales, Closteriaceae. The record is from the annotation of a GenBank genome assembly.